AUGUCGAGACCGCGGCGGGUCCUUGAUUGUGGAUAUGGCUGUGGCCUCUGGUGUACUGAAGUUGCCGAUGCGCAUCCAGAUUGCCAGACACCAGACAUGACGGUCAUGGCUAUACACAAUUGGAUUUGUGUCCUCGCUAACAUGACAGUGAAGGUUAUCGGAGUUGACAUCAACCCAAGGCAACCAGAUGAGGUCCCUGAUAACCUUUAUCUUCAACUCGACGACCUGAACCGGCGGUUCACGUUCUCUUCGCAUAACUUCGACCUCGUCCAUUCCCACAUGAUGGUAUCUGGCAUACACACGACUCGUUGGACACAAUAUAUGAGAGAUAUGUUUCGAGUGACCCGUCCCGGUGGCUGGUGCCAAAUGGUGGAAAUGUAUCUACAUGUGCAAUCGGACAACGGAACGCUUACAGAUGAUCACGCCUUGAGGCGUUGGAGUGACUUGUAUUUCGAAAGCCAUGAGGGCUUGAAGGAUUUACGCGUGCCUUUGAGGCUCCCCGCGAUGAUGAGAGAAGCGAGUUUCGAGCAUGUGGAGCAUAGGAUGGUGCAGCUACACACUUGUGCGUGGUCUAAUGACGAGAGAGAUAAUGCAAUUGGGGCUGCGAAUCGAGAAAAUGUUCAGCGUAUGCUUUCUGCUCUGGCGAUAUAUCCAUUCACCGAGAGACUUGGAAUGGCGAUACAGGAUGUUCAAUUGCUUGUUGCGCAAGCGAAGCUUGAAGCAAGUAACCCUGCUUUCAAGGUAACAUCAUCCUUUCCAGCGUCAAGAGCAAAAUGGUCGAACUAA
Glarea lozoyensis ATCC 20868 is the source of this 786-nucleotide messenger RNA. Its product is annotated as S-adenosyl-L-methionine-dependent methyltransferase. The record is from RefSeq and is a predicted model, not a curated record. NCBI's taxonomy places the organism in Eukaryota, Fungi, Ascomycota, Leotiomycetes, Helotiales, Helotiaceae. Bases 1 to 786 code for a protein of 261 amino acids. The transcript has 6 exons. Gene Ontology annotation, molecular function: methyltransferase activity.